AUGUUCCAGCACGACACGCUGGAGGCCAGCUGCGGCGAGGUCAGAAUGGCGGACGUGGGGGGCCGCGUCCUCAGGGAACUCCUUUCUUACGUGUACACCCUGCAGGCCCCCCAGCUGACCGGCACGGCCCCGGAGCUGUUGGCGGCUGCCGACAGAUAUGGCCUGUCUGCCUUGAAGGCCGCCUGCGAACAGCAGGUGGCGGCGCAGCUGGAGGUGGAGACGGCGGCGGCUGCAGCCGUGCUGGCGGUGAGGCACUCGUGCCCCAGCCUAACUGCGGCCGCCAUCCACUUCAUAAGGGACCACAACUACAAAGUAAUGGCGACGCAGGGCUGGACAGACGCCGUGCUGCAGUACCCGAAAGACAUCGUCGAAGUCAGUCGGCUGCUCGGUGAACCACCAGCAGAACCCAGCGCGCCGGCCGCCCCCGCUGCCCGGCCGCCCAGCGACAGCAGCCGGACCACCACCGCCGACCCCGCCGACCCCGCCGACCCCGCCUCCCGGCCACCCAGCGGCAGCAGCCGGACCACCACCGCCAACCCCGCCGACCCUGUCGACCUCGUCGACCCCGCCGCCCCCACCGACCCCGCCGACCCCGCCUCCCGGCCACCCAGCGGCAGCAGCCGGACCACCGCCGCCGACCCCGCCGACCCCGCCGACCCCGCCGACCCCGCCUCCCGGCCGCCCAGUGGCAGCAGCCGGACCACCACCGCCGACCCCGCCGACCCCGCCGAUCCCGCCGACCCCACCGACCCCGCCUCCCAGCCGCCCAGUGGCAGCAGCCGGACCACCACCGCCGACCCCGCCGACCCCGCCGACCCCGCCGACCCCGCCGACCCCACCGACCCCGCCUCCCGGCCGCCCAGUGGCAGCAGCCGGACCACCACCACCGACCCCGCCGAUCCCGUCGACCCCGCCGACCCCGCCGCCCGCCGAUCUCCCCAGCCGCCCGACAGCGCCGCCGUCUCCCGCCUGCGGAGCCUCUCUCAACAGGAGAGAGGGAGGAGGCUGAUAGAGGCGGCCGGGCAGGGCGCGGCGGAGCAGGUGCGCGAGUUGCUGGCGGCGGGGGCGGACGUGCGGGCGAGGGAGGAGGGGUUGUUGGGGAGCAGCUGGACCGCCCUGCACGUGGCAGCAGGCAGGGGUCACGUGGCGGCGGCCAGCUGCCUCGUCGGCGCCGGCGCGGAGGUCGACGCCAGGACCAGCAGGGAGCAGCAGACGCCCCUGCACUGGGCUGCACAGUGGGGCCACGCUAGUGUGGUGCGGCUGCUGGUCGGCGCCUCUGCUGACCUCAACGCCAGGGAUCGGCGGGGGCAGACGCCGCUGCACAUGGCGGCAGCGGGGGGCCACGCAGAGGCGGCAGCUGAGCUCCUCCUGUUGGGGGCGGACAGGGGGGCCCGGGAUGAGGAUGGCAGGACCCCCCUGGACCUCGCCAGGGAGAGGGGAAAGCAGCAGCUGGUGGAUAUGCUGACACACCGCUGA
Schistocerca cancellata (South American locust) is the source of this 1476-nucleotide messenger RNA. Its product is annotated as cortactin-binding protein 2-like. The coding region runs from base 1 to 1476 and encodes 491 amino acids. Gene Ontology annotation, molecular function: protein binding. The transcript is spliced from 3 exons. NCBI's taxonomy places the organism in Eukaryota, Metazoa, Arthropoda, Insecta, Orthoptera, Acrididae. The record is from RefSeq and is a predicted model, not a curated record.